AUGGCCGCAGGCAUGACACAAGCUCCCUUUCCACCGAAUCAAGAAGGUCCUGUUUUGGAUGAGCAGGGCUCUAUAGAUCCCGACCCAGUACACCAUCUUGGUUGGCAAUACCCACCAGGCACCAGCAACCCCAAUGCGCCCACUGCCUCCAAUGCGCCCGCCAAUGUGCUUUGGCAAGAGGGGGCCCCAUUAACCUCCGGCGUCGAGCCCUCACUGGAUUUUGCUUCCCUGCCAUAUCUCCCAGAGUAUGGGAAUGGCACCGGCGAUAUUAUCUGGGAUUUUUCGUUGGGCGCCUCAAAUGCUGGUUACGGGACAGUUUGGCCAACGUCCCCAACGGAGGCCUUCGUGCACAACCCCUGGGACCUAGCCAACCAAGCAUUCCCAUCUCCGGCGUCAGAAGCGCCAUCAUUUAACUUCGCCCUGAACCCUUCCGGAAUGGACGGGCCAGCGGGCUAUCAAUUCACAUCAACCCAAAGCAGAACGGACUCGCCCACCACGGCGAUGAACCUGAUCCUGCCUACCCCGCUCCCCCAACCAGCGGACAGCUCCCCCAAAAACCCCCACCCCGCACCGAAACGGCCGGCCGAAUCCCCUGCACGCCCUUCCCGGCCGCGCACCCUCAAGCGGCACCGAUCCGACACACCCUCCAUCGCGUCUAUCGCGUCCAUCUCCACGCCCGGCAGCGCCUCCACCGUGGGGUCGGCGACCACGACGCUGGGCGGGGUGCUCCCCGCCAACGUGGACCCGCGCGUGGCGUCGGAGCAGAUCCGGCGCGAGGCGUGGGAGCGGUGCAAGGCCGAGGCGAACGAGAUGUUGCAGCGGCGCAUGAUGCUGAUGGACCACGAGCACGGCGCCCUCGAGCGUGAGACCCAGCGGUUGCAGGUCAACCUGAGCCUGAUGCGCGAGGCCGCGAGGCGCGAGCAGGCCGAAGAGGAAGAGCAGGUGGCCAAGGCGGGGAGGGCCGAGAGGUGGAUCGAUGGGGAGUGA
Molecule: messenger RNA, 987 nt
Organism: Chaetomium globosum CBS 148.51
Lineage: Eukaryota; Fungi; Ascomycota; Sordariomycetes; Sordariales; Chaetomiaceae
Exons: 2
Coding region: 1-987 (328 amino acids)
Source: RefSeq, a predicted model, not a curated record